This is a messenger RNA of Bradysia coprophila, 2204 nucleotides long. RefSeq names its product Peptidylglycine-alpha-hydroxylating monooxygenase (gene Phm). NCBI's taxonomy places the organism in Eukaryota, Metazoa, Arthropoda, Insecta, Diptera, Sciaridae. Gene Ontology annotation, molecular function: copper ion binding; oxidoreductase activity, acting on paired donors, with incorporation or reduction of molecular oxygen, reduced ascorbate as one donor, and incorporation of one atom of oxygen. The record is from RefSeq and is a predicted model, not a curated record. Gene Ontology annotation, cellular component: extracellular region; membrane. Gene Ontology annotation, biological process: peptide metabolic process.
GCUGAAUUAUUUUGUAAUCUUGUUCUUCGUCUGCGAUUGUCCAUAACACCGUAACCAUCAUAUCCACGCAAUAUACAAUUGGAUAGUCUAACAUUACAAUCGGUGAAGAGAUUUGUAUUUAAUUCUCUUGUAUUCAGUUUCAAUGUGUGCACGAAGCGCACAACAUCGCGUUACACGAAACCAAAGUUAAUAAAACGAGCAACACACAGAGAGAAAAAAAAAGUUCAAGUCCAUCAAGUCGUUUCCAUACAGUUGAAAAAUCAAUAAAGUGUUUCUUUUCGGAUUGAUGAACUUCUAAAAACGGAAUGUUUAGGAACAUGUCCAACUAGUGACUGUCUGAAAUUGAUUAACCCAGAUGAGAAUUGUUGGGAAUUGUGCAAUAUUUUAUGAUUUUCUACAUUCAAGGUGGUCGUAAAUUAGCAAAAAUUUAAUGAUGAGACCAAAAAUGGAUGUUGUCCAUAUGGUACAAGUGUUUGUCUUUUGGACGAUCUGUUUGAUUGGAUUGACUGCCGGAGAAUAUGCUGCUGGCAAAUUUGGAAUAUUGAUGCCGAAAGUUAGACCUUACCGGCCUGAACUGUAUUUGUGCACUCCAGUCAAAGUUGAUUAUACGAGAGACUAUUAUAUCGUCGGAUUCCAACCAAAUGCUUCGAUGAAUGUUGCUCAUCACAUGUUAAUGUACGGGUGUGAAUAUCCUGGUUCCUCACAACCUGUUUGGAAUUGUGGCGAAAUGGCGAAAAAAGAAAAUGACGAAGAGGAAACGGCCAGUCCUUGUAGACCGGGAGGCCAGUCACAAAUUAUUUACGCUUGGGCUCGUGACGCUCCAGCAUUAACGCUUCCAGAUGGUGUUGGCUUUAAGGUGGGGAACGACUCACCGGUUAAGUACAUUGUUUUACAAGUGCAUUAUGCUACUGUGGAUAAGUUUAAAGACGGAAGUACUGAUGAUUCUGGAGUGUUCUUGCAUUACACCACACAACCCAUGUUCAAAAGAGCCGGAGUUUUAUUAAUGGCAACUAACGGCGAAAUCGGACCAAUGAAGACCGAACACAUGGAAACAGCUUGUGAAAUCACUGAAGACAAGACAAUGUAUCCGUUCGCCUACCGUACACACACGCAUUCAUUAGGCAAAGUCGUUGCUGGUUACAAAGUCCGGCGAGAUGAAAACGGCAAAGACAACUGGAUACAACUGGGUAAACGCGAUCCGCUUACACCGCAAAUGUUCUACCCCAUCGAAAAUAAUGGGACAAUUGUACGUGGAGAUUUCGUAGCUGCACGUUGUACAAUGACAAGUAAUCGAACCAGAACGACAUAUAUCGGCUCUACAAAUGAAGAUGAAAUGUGCAAUUUCUAUAUGAUGUAUUACACGAAUGGCGAAGAACCACUUGAAAUGAAAUACUGUGGCUCUCGUGGUCCGCCCGGUUAUUAUUGGAGUAAUCCAGAAGCGGGCGUCAACAAUAUUCCCGAUAUCGAAGCGAGCACUUUAUAAAUGUAUCCAAUAUAUCUAUAAUGUCAUGUAAACCAAUCAAAAUCUGAGGUAAAAAUUUCAUUUAUUUACAGCCACAACAACAAAAAACCACUGCAUAUCGGUAUCACUCGAGGUAUAUCUUUAUACCACUUUGAACCUUAUAGAAACGGCCAAUCAUCGACAACGGUGUCAGCUACAAGCGUUAAGCUAGUUUUUCUUUUAUAAAUAUAUAUAAGUGAUAGUUUUUGUAUCGAUCACGAGGAGAUACUCUACAAAAUUGAAGUACCAGAUUUAAUGAUUCUGUUGCGAUACGUUUGCCGUUUCUAAUGGGUUUCAAUUAAAUAGCCUCGGUAACACCCAACGGAAAUCCUUCGGAUCCGAGAAAAUCGUCCUCUUUCCGUUGAGAGGGUGUUACAUUGCGGCUAUUUACUUAAAAUGUAUGAAAAUUAAUUUUUUGCUGUGAAUUACAAAUGUUUUUUUAAAUUAAUUUAUUUUUGUUGAGCAGUUUUUUAAGAAAAGUUUUUUUUUGUGUGACAUUCUUGAAGGUCGUGUAAUGACCAUUUUAUUCAUAUCGCACGACUUAUAGAGUCUAAAUCCCAAACAGACAAUUUUUUACAAUUUUAAAAUUCAAGGUGGUGGUUUUAAACUUUAAAGGUGGAACGAUAGAGAAAAGUAUUUAUUUACCAGUAAUGAAUGAAACGAAUGAUAAGACUUGUUACUAAGUACCUAGAGAGAAAUGAAA